AAGGUCAUCAGGUCAAAGGACGUGACGCACGGAGUCGCUCACGCCUUCUGGGGUACAAGGCAGCUUCCGGCAUACACUGGUAACACACGCAACACCAACUUUCUCAGUUGGUAAAAACCCACCAAAAUGGUCAAUUUCUGCGCUGUAAUGAACUGUGCCAAUAGGGGUGACCGUGAGAGACAUUUAUCGUACUUCAGAAUUCCAAAAGUGAGGAGAAAUGAUGGUAAAGAGAAACGCGAGGUGAAGGGACAACAACAGCAAAAGUGGUUAUCGAACAUUGGCCGUACAGAUAUCAAGAUUGAAAAAAUUGAGAAUUAUCGCGUUUGCUGUCUGCAUUUCAUCAAUAAACAUCCUGCAGCAUGGAACAAUGUUACCAAUCCUGAUUGGGCACCAACUGUGAAUAUGGGACGUAACGUUGAACGUAAAGACCGCCAUUCAUGUGCAACAAAAAGAGAGUGUACGAAGGCCGAUUUGAUCUCAGCUCAAGCACUCGUAGCUCUGCAAGAUGAUGUCGUACAGGUUAAUAAUUAUGAAAACUUUGAACACCAUGUACAUGUACCAUGUACCAUGCAAGUACACCAUGAACUUGACAUGGAAACACAAACACCAUUCAAAGAAACAAUGGACACAUCAACACAAACAGAAAUGUGUGCAGCAGACAUAACAGUACUGGAAGCACAAGCAGCCAACAACAAUAAAGAGCUCGCUAAAGCAAGGCAAGAAGCAGCCCAAAUUAAGUUUUCACAAGAAAGCUUUUCCAAGGACGACAAAAAGGUUGAGUACUACACGGGUUUACCAACGUUUACCAUUUUGAUGGUGGUCUUCAAUUAUGUUCAGGACAAGCUCCCCACUAGACAUUCACUAACAUAUUUUCAGCAGUUGCUGAUCAUCUUGAUGAAGCUCCGUCUUGCAGUGACUCAUGAAGAUCUUGCGUAUCGAUUCCUUGUUAGUGAAUCCACAAUAUCGCGCGUGUUCAAUACUGGGCUUGAUGCCCUUUACGGCAUAUCCAAGUUAAUUGCUUGGCCCGAAAGAGAGGUUCUGUGGAAGACCAUGCCCAUGCAAUUUCGGCAGACAUUAGGAAAGCGUGUGGCAGUGAUUAUAGAUUGCUUUGAAGUAUUUUGUGAUAGACCUACAAGUUUAGAUGCGCGCACCCAGACUUUGUUGAACUAUAAACACCAUAACACCAUCAAAUUUGUAUUAGGUGUAGCACCAAGUGGUGCUAUUUCAUUUGUAUCUGCGGCAUUGGAGGACAGCGGCACAGAUAAUACAAUUACACUUUCAUCUAACUUUUUUGACCACCUGCUCCCUGGAGAUGUCAUUUUUGCUGAUCGCAGUUUUGACAUGAAAGAUGAUGCCGGAUUUUACGGUUGUGAAGCAGAAAUCCUUGCAAUUACAAGUGGGAAAGCAGAACUUUCUGCGCUGGAUGUGGAAAAAUCUCGUGAAUUUGCACAUUUACGCAUUCACGUAAAGCGUGUGAUUGGUGGUGUCAGGCAAAAAUACCGAAUUCUAAGUAAUACUGUAGCACUGGAGUACAUGAUGACCAAUGCUGAAAUUCAAGCACCCAAAAUUGAUAAAAUUGCAAGGAUCUGUUGUGCACUUUUCAACUUAAAUGCAGCCAUAGUUUCACAGUAGGUGCAGAUAGUUUUGCUUUCGCAUGGGGCAUAUACGAACAAUAAAAAUUCUCAAAAAAGU
Messenger RNA from Amblyraja radiata (thorny skate), 1692 nucleotides. RefSeq lists its product as uncharacterized. The transcript has 2 exons. NCBI's taxonomy places the organism in Eukaryota, Metazoa, Chordata, Chondrichthyes, Rajiformes, Rajidae. Bases 127 to 1632 code for a protein of 501 amino acids. The record is from RefSeq and is a predicted model, not a curated record.